Molecule: messenger RNA, 6983 nt
Organism: Linum trigynum
Lineage: Eukaryota; Viridiplantae; Streptophyta; Magnoliopsida; Malpighiales; Linaceae
Source: the annotation of a GenBank genome assembly
UAAAAAACAGAUCUGUAAACUAAUUUUUAAUUAUCCUCGAUGAAACCCCAGCUCUCUGGUUUUUCUGGUCGGCCGAGAUCCGCUGCCGCUCUUUCCUCUCUCUUUUUCUUUGUAAAAUCGACUCACUCUAUUUCCCUACCUUCGCAGCGGUAGGAGGUAGCUGGGUUUCAUGCGUCCCUGUGGUGGGCAAAAUCAAAAGGAGCUACAAUGGGAGGGUGAACUUGGGCUGCUAUUGCUUUUCGGUUUUCUUCAAUCCCGCAACGACCACCACCGCCGCAUCCGCCACUUCCUCAUUCAUCAGACACCGGCCUCCCUGUUCAAUUCGACUUCGACAAGCAGAAAAGGCAGAUUUGAUUACAAUCGGGAGGAAGAGAUAUGGUCGGCGGUGACUACCCUUAUAGUUCUGCAAUUCAAACGCGAAGGGUUUUCCAUGGAGAAGAUCUGGUUAUCCGAUCUUGCGAGGCUCGAAGUUUGAUUGGAAGUGAGAUGGAACAAGUGGUGGUGGGGAAGCUAAAAAAAGAGAGAGUAACGACGGAUUCGGGGUUUGCAAUGGUUUGUGAUUUGGGGUAUGUAAUCGGCGCUGGCUAUUCUAUAUGGGGCAGAGAGUAUGACGACGACGGAGGAAGCAUGAUCAGCGGUGGGAGAAGGCGGCGGUGGGGAGUGUAGCGGCGACGACGAUCUCCUCUCAUCUCAAUAGCUAGCCUCUCAAUGAUGAGGUCCUCUCAUCUCGACUUUGCCAUCUUCCCUCAAACCCUAGCUAGCCUCCAAUCUCCAAAUCUACCCAAUCUCCAAAUCGGCAGUGGAGAAGCUGAAGAGCAGAGGGAGUAGGAUGCGGUGGUGGAGAGUUUUCCUUUACUUGUUUUUUAUUUUAAUUUUUAGAAACAAUAGUAGUUAAUUGAGUUUACAUUUUUUUAAUUUAUAUAACAAUAUAUUAUUUUUUAUUUAAUUUUUAAUUAAAAUAUGAGGUGUCAUUGACGUGGCAUCUACGUGGCUGCCACGUCAACAAAAGUCAAUGUUAAUGUUGACUUCCAUUUGGUCAACCGUUAUCUAUAACGGUCAACAAAAUCGUCAGGACAUAAAUGACACACAACUAUCAUACGUUGUGACAUAAAUGUCAUAUCGAAUACUUUACGACACAAAUGACACAUAGUUAAUAGUUCGGGGUUCCCAGUGGUAUUAGCCCAUUAUAAAAUGUUAUAAGGUUAGGUUAGUGGUUCAAUAGAAGAAAGAAGAGCAAUUUCAAGACAUGUUAACACAAUGAAUUAACUGAGGCAGACCAUAAAAAGGUUAUUGUCAAAUCAGAACCAAACGAAUAUAAUGUAUUAAUUAUCCAAAUGCUAUUCUCAUGCUUUGUUAGUAAUCACGACAAAUACAAUAUGAAUGUUCAAUAUAAUUUAUCAAUCUGCCCACCGAACUAGAUUGAUGGAUUUCUCCAGUUUAUUGCGUUGGACUCGAAUAUAAUAAAAAUUUAUGCCUGGUCCUUGUGUACUUGGAUGUCAUCCACUGAACUAAAUAUUAAACUAGACCAAGAAAGAAGGGGUAAAUGCCAAGUUUGGUCACUGGGUUUACUCAAACGUGUCAUGUUUAGUCACUAGAAAAAAUUAAUAUCAAUUUUGGUCACUAAGAUCAGUUUAAUGUUCCAAAUUUGGUCAUUCUAAGUUAGUCUCCGUCCAACUCCGUUAAUGGAGUCCGUUAAGUGCUGACGUGACAAAUAGAAUUAUCUAGUCAACCAGAUUUGACCUAAAAAAAAAAAUACUAAACUCGACUCGCCACAUCAUCACGACCCACUAGGUCAUCUUACCCAACCAAGCCAAUGAACCCAAACCAUGAAUCGGUCCUGCCUUAACGAGUUGCCCCACAUCUCCAAAUCUACUCCCUCUCUCAUCUAACCCUGCAGAUCUCUCUAAGCAACCUCCUGACUUAGAUCUCUGCAACACCUCUCUUCCCUCAUAAUUCUCGCCGGCGACCCCACCAACCAUGCCUCUCCUCCUCCUCCUCCUCCCUUCGCCACCGCCUUCUUCCUCCUCCUUCGCAAGUUACUCAAGCCCAUUGCAGGAGACUCCAAAUCUGGCCACCACUAAAUGCUGUGCUAAUCUUCUCCGUUCCCUUUGCUAAAUGUUGUGCGGAAGAAAUCAUCUAUCCAAAAUGAUCUUCAAUUGCAGGAGAAUUCAAAUCUGGCCAACGUUGGUUUCUCAACUAUCACGGACUUUAGGAGGAGAGAUGAGAAAACUUUUAGCGGUUUUUUGGGCUUCACAUAACUGGUGGGGUUCGAAUCUCGUACAGGCUCGAAGGCGGCAGAGAGCGGUCAACGACCGAUUUGUAGACCAGAGUGGGUGCAAGCGGGGGCAAAUUUGUUGGGUUGUGCUUUGCUGGGUUUCGUUGAUUUUUUGGCAUCAGUCUGAUGGGUUUUUGUUUUGUUUGUGUUUGUUGGCGUGGAUCUCUGUUGGUGAGCAUGAAGAUGGAGGAAGAGAGGGAGAAGCAGAAGGCAAAGGAGGUAGAGGAGAAGGUUGAGAGAGGCGGAGAAGGGUCAAGAUGAUCUGGUCGGGUCGGGUUAGGGUUUGUAUUGAUUUGGGUAGGCUGAGGUGGUGGGUUAUAAUGAUGUGGUGGUUCAAAGUUUAGUAUUUUUUGGUUAAAUCCGGUUGACUAGGUAAUUCCGUUUGCCACAUCAACACUUAACGGAGUUGGACGGAGACUAACGGAGACUGACCAAACUUGGACCGUUAAACUAAUCUUAGUGACCAAAAUUGAUAUUAAUUUUUUUCAGUGACUAGACAUGACACAUUUUAAUAAACUAGUGACCAAACUUGACAUUUAGCCAGAAAGAAGUCUCAUCUGACGGGAGGUAAGAGUUAAAACUUAAAACUUAAAACUGAAGCGAAGGAAGACUGGUUGGGUUGAAACUGUUUGAAGUUUGAACCAACCGGGCAUGCCUAAUAUAAUAUUUUUCUAUUCCCUGCUCUAACUGACUUAUCGUUGACCGAGUUUUUCAAAAAAAGAAGGAUUGGACCAGCAGCCAUCCCAAUCAGACGGUCCGAACUCCAUCAGACUGAACAUUUCUCUCGGCUAGAUUAAAACGGAGAGGAGAGAGGCGAAGAAAGUUGAUCUUUAUUUAAAAUGAAAAAUAAAAAGGAAGCCAAGCCCCCAUAUUCAUACGCUGAGCUCAGAGAGAGAGUGGGAGAUCAGGUCAGGGAUUGGAAUUCACUUCAGGAAUUGGAUUGGAUUGACUACAGAGAAGAGAAGAGAAGAGGGGCGGGCGCCAAAAACCCCUCUCACAAAAAAAUCAAAAUACGCACAACAACAAUCCAUCUUUUUUCCCCUCUCUCUUUUGGGUGUUGUUUAUUUUUUUUGUUUGUUCACUUUGAAAAAACUAAGGCACCAUCAACAGCAAUCAAAUCCCACACGAACUCUCUCCUCGCUCGAUUCCUCAUCGGUUUGGUGGGGGAGCUGCUAUAGCUUCCUGAUAGGGGGGAAGAAUUCGGAGGGAGGAAGCGGGGUUUUUUUUCCUUCUUAGCAAAUGGAGCUCCAGAAUUCCGUCAAAGAAGCCCUAAAUGCACUGUAUCAUCACCCUGACGAUGCCGUUCGCAUGGAAGCCGAUCGCUGGCUCCAGAGCUUUCAGCGCACCAUCGAUGCCUGGCAGGUUCACCUACUGUCUCUCCUCUACGUUCUUUUUCUGAAUUGGUAAAGUAGCGGAGCUGCUUUGUUCUGUAUUCGGAAAGCUGUAGCCUUGAAAGUCCAUAAUAAUCUCUAUUUCCAUCCGAGCUAGCUGUUGAUUUUGGUGCUGAUAGGUUAAUGGCCAAUUAGCUAGCUGCUGGAUAGAAGAAAUGGUAGUAGAGGAGGUGGCUAUUGCUGGUAGGAAUUGAGAGAAAAAGUUGGAUGGACCGGAAUUGUUGGAACUAGGUAUUUACGUAGGUAGUUUUGUUUCUGCUCAGAAUUCGAUAUCAUUAGUGUUCUUGGACUAAACCGAUGUAGUCGAGUUAAUAAUCGAUUGCUUUUGACUGAGGGCAGAAUUUAGAGUGUCAUUCAUUUAUUAGGCAGUCUAGUUUACUUUCACUUAAAUUCUGAAAUUGAAAAUGCUUGCCAUUGGCAGAGGGCACGCAAAUAUGGCGUGAAUCACUGUGUUUUUUAUUAUUAUUAGAGUGUAAACUUUUGAAUUCUGCUGUUAGCUUUCUUGGUAGCUGCUUUCCUUUUUACUAACCCUCUGACGUUUUGCAGUUCUCUUUAUUACCGGGUUUCUCUGAAACAUUGCCUAAUGUGCUGUAUCAGUGGCAUUCUAACUUGAACUGCUUCUAUCAGGUUGCUGACAAUCUGCUUCACGAUGCCACGAGCAAUUUGGAAACACUAAUAUUUUGUUCUCAAACCCUAAGGAGCAAGGUAACUGGGAUUAUCAAUUAGCUGUUAGCCCUGCAGUCAUCUUUAUCAACUUAGUGCGUGUUGACUGCUUUCUCCUUUCCUUCAAGAAUGGAGGAUGAAACUGGCUGCUCUACACUUGUGUUCAGGUACAACGAGAUUACGAAGAGCUACCUUCUGAAGCCUUUCGACCAUUGCAAACUUCAUUAAAUGUGAGUGACAUUAUUUUUAUUUUUCGAGUAAUCAGUGACAUUUUAUUCAAUUUCUUCAUGCCAGUCUCACUUUCUUAUUUAUCGUUUACCCUAAACAGUAGAUGAAUGAAUAAUGAGAUGAGAUAUUGGAUUUCUACCAGAGAAGUGUGGGUUUCAUCUCAAUGGUUAGAUUUCAUUCAAACUAGAGUACAUUCUUCUUAACUAUCGAAACUGUACUCGUGGAAAGCAAUCAGCCGUGAGUUUCAAAAGUACCGCAUAUAUGUUAAUUUUCUUAUGCUACAUGGUUUAUGUACAUUUAUCUAUACUUUUCUGAGCACAAUGGAAGCCAAUGAUUGUUUACUGCUCAUUGCACAACAUCUUAAAUAAUGUCUGAUGCUAGGCAUGGAUCCUGCUAUCAUUGCUUCAGAUGAAAGGCACCAUUGGCUUAUUAUAUAUGCUUGGCAGCUUAUUUAGGAGGAAAAUAUUUAUCUAUUCUAUAGUUUUAUUUUCUUGCGUUGUCGGCAUAUCCUUGAUAACCAUAUUCCCUGCUGUUGAAGGGUGAUUAUGAUUUUGGUGAACUGUCAUUCAUCAAGAACUUGGCUUGAACUGUUUCCACCAAUGUUUUUUUUUUUUUUUUUUUUGCGUAUCCUUUUAUGUAUGACAUCUAUUUGAUGCUUAUCGAUAUGCAAGACAACCGAUAUAGGAGGUUGACAUAUAUUAUGGAUGCCCUAUUUUCACCAUGUCAUUUCAUGCCACUUUUAUAGUUAAUGAAUUAGGAUAUUGUACUUGUUAGCUUAAUGCCCUGUGCAUCAAAGAGACAAAUAUCUAAGCAUUUUUCAUAUUUCCGAUGUAUUUUAAUUGCAGACAUUGCUGAAAAAAUUUCAUAGAGGUCCGCCAAAAGUCAGGACUCAGGUAGAGUUAAAGCAUUCACUUCUGGGUUAUUAGUUCUUCAAAAUAAGGUAAAGUAACUAUAGGCUGUCUGCUUAUAGAUCAGUAUUGCUGUUGCUGCCUUGGCUGUACAAGUUCCCGCCGAGGAUUGGGGAGAUGGUGGUAUUGUGAAUUGGCUCAGGGAUGAGAUGAAUUCUCAUCCAGAGUAUAUACCAGGAUUCCUGGAGUUGCUAACAGUUUUACCUGAGGUAAACAAGUACAUGUGAAUUUUAAUUGUCUUCAUUUUCUGAUCAUUAGUCACAUUUCGGGAAUGCUACAGUUGCUCAGAUUCUAAGUUAUGUUAAUUGGAAUUGGGUAGUGAGUGGUUUAAGCUCUUUAUGGACGGUUUAAUUUGAAAAAGACACAUUUUUUGUUGGCAUCUAUAGAUAUAUAUCCCGCUCUAGGGUGAGUAUAGAAGAGGAGAUACAAGCCUGUCACUCUACAAGUAUCUCUUGGAUCAAAACUGUAUUUUUGUUAAGAGAAGAGGGGAGGGGGCGGGGAUGAGUGAAGAAGAAACAUUUUUGUGUACUCCUUAAAUUCUGCUUGCACAAGUUGAAAAUGCAAUCAGUAUCAAUUAAGCUGUCAAUGUCAUCAUGGAGAUCCAUUUUGUUUUUUUCUGUUCAAUGUAAUAACAAAAUAUUUUGAUUAUACAUGUGUUUUAUGUCUUAUUUUUUUGCUCUCAGCUUUCUUCCUUGACUGAUGGGUUGUACAAAUUUAAUAUCUUAGUUUGGUGAUGGCAAAUUUAAUGUGAAGGGAAUCAAACUUUAAGUUCAAGCAAUUAUAGUAAGUUUGAUGGGGCACUUUAGCUCAAAGUAGCAGGAAGAGGAAAGGUGUGUGGAACAAAACUUAUAUGUUUAGUGGCUUGUGAUUGAAGAUUGUUGCUUAAUAACUUCUGGUGUGGGUUACAUGAUGGAAGUUUUAUAUAUCUUGUUAAUGAAACACUGACAAAUCAUGUCAUGAUUAGCAUUCUCCGUUGAGUAUGGUUUGCUCCAAGGGGGCCUAUGAUAGUCUGGAUGUUUUUCAUCUCUGUUUAUACUAGGUCAAGCUCUUGGGAUUCAUGACUGGUAGAUCUGCGUCACAGAGUAUGUUCUUAAGUGUUUUUCUCUGCACAUCUCAGGAAACCUUCAAUCACAAAAUUGCAGCUCGUCCAGAAAGACGACGUCAGUUUGAAAAAGAGCUCACAUCUCAGAUGGAAGUGGCUCUUAGCAUCUUGACUGCUUGUUUGAAAAUAAAUGAACUCAAGGAGCAGGUAAGAACUCUCCUGAUUCUUUUGCUUCUCUAAAGUAUCACUUACAUAGCUUACUACUCUUGAGAAAGUUUUGCUCUCUGAGGUGCCCUCUUGGUAAAUUAAAACAAUUUCACUCUCACUGUAUCUCUGGGAGAGGCUGUUUGAAUAAUAUGCAAUAUUUCCAGGCUGUAACAACCUUCAAUUUUAAUUGCUUUCUUUCAAUUUGUGGUGGGAUACUGGUGCAAUGGUGGUCCAUGCACUUCAACACAUUAUAAAAUGCUAGUAAGAUA